This is a messenger RNA of Lucilia sericata (common green bottle fly), 1008 nucleotides long. RefSeq names its product ervatamin-B. The annotation marks the transcript as partial. The record is from RefSeq and is a predicted model, not a curated record. Gene Ontology annotation, cellular component: lysosome. The transcript has a single exon. Gene Ontology annotation, molecular function: cysteine-type endopeptidase activity. NCBI's taxonomy places the organism in Eukaryota, Metazoa, Arthropoda, Insecta, Diptera, Calliphoridae.
GCUAAAUACAACAAAGAUUACACCAAUAGCGAUAUCACUGAAGCCUAUGCUCAAUAUUAUUAUGCCUACAACAAGCGUAUGAUUGAACGUCAUAAUGCUCUGUUCGAACGUGGCUCUAGAACCUAUAACUUAUCUGUCAAUCAAUUUACCGAUAUGCGUUUUAUACAUUUUAAUGCCCUAUUCCCAGUGGCUACUGGUACAGGACCUUCCUUCGAUUCCCCCUUACCUUCAGUAAAGCCAGCCACUCCCUCUUACGAUCCCAUAAAUGAUUUUGGCUUCUUCUCAAACAUAGAAAAUCAAGGUACUAAAUGUAACAGUGGUUGGGCUUUUGCCGCUGCCAAAGCUAUUGAACUUUUCCAAGCCCAACAAAUGGGCAAUAUGAAUCCUGCUCCCUUAUCGGCACAAAAUUUCAUUGAUUGUGCCGGUCGUGCUGCAGCCUGCAAAAAUCAAGUGCCUCAAGCCGCCUUCGAUUAUUUGACACAAUACAAUAUGGAUUUGUAUUUGGAAAGUGAAUACCCCAAUAACAAUACCCUCGGUGAACCAGGCAUGUGCACACCCAUGGGUCAAUUGGUUACAAAUUUGGGUUCCUAUUCACGUCUCACAGAUGGUGAUGAUGAAUCUUUGAAGGCUUAUGUUUCUAAUGGUUUCCCCGUGAUUGUGGAAUUCAAUCCCACUUCAUUUGAAUUUAUGCAUUAUUCAGGGGGUAUUUUCCAACAACCCUCAGUGCGUCAGGGUUCUCACUUUAUGGUGGUUAUUGGUUAUGAUACAGAUGCCACAACUGGCAUGGAUUAUUGGAUAUUACAGAACUCGUUCGAUACCACUUGGGGUGAAAUGGGUUUGAUAAAAGUCGCCAGAUCAGCAACGACGAAAUUGACCAAAAAUGCCAUAUUUCCCACGGAGUUAGCUUAAGUUUAACGAUUGCUUAAGUAGUUUUAGUAAUAUUUAUUUGUAUUUAUAAUGUAUUUUUUUUUAUAAAAAUAAAGAAAGAAAGUUUUUCAAAAAAAAAAA